Messenger RNA from Gossypium raimondii (Peruvian cotton), 2118 nucleotides. Its product is annotated as probable RNA-binding protein ARP1. The record is from RefSeq and is a predicted model, not a curated record. Gene Ontology annotation, molecular function: RNA binding. Bases 201 to 917 code for a protein of 238 amino acids. The transcript has 6 exons. Lineage: Eukaryota; Viridiplantae; Streptophyta; Magnoliopsida; Malvales; Malvaceae.
GAGUGUGUGUUCCCUCCCUAUUUUUUUUUCCUUUCGCUUUCUCUUUCUUCUUCCCUCCUAUUUCCCUUAAAAACCACACACCACCAACUCAAAUUUCACCUCUAAAUUCCAAAAUCUACACAACCCCAUCACAUCCCCUCAGAUCCAUCAAACAAAGAGCAGUGAAAAAUUGAUCUUAAGUUGCUUGUGAUUAAGAGAAGAUGACUUGUGAUAAGAGAGGGCAGUUCGGUGAUACCACUUUCACCAAAGUGUUUGUUGGUGGUUUAGCUUGGGAAACCCAGAAAGAUACAAUGAAGAAGUAUUUUGAACAAUUUGGUGAUAUCUUGGAAGCUGUCGUCAUUACUGAUAAAGCUACUGGCAGAUCUAAAGGCUAUGGAUUUGUGACGUUUCGUGAACCAGAAGCAGCCAUGAGAGCUUGUGUUGAUGCUGCUCCUGUGAUUGAUGGGAGAAGGGCUAAUUGCAAUCUUGGGUUUUUGGGUGCUCAAAGAUCUAAACCCUCUACUCCAAAGCAUGGAGGAAGGAAUUUGAGGGGAAUGAGGUGUUUUCCCACAGCAAUAGCUUUUUCUUCAGCAGCAACCUUCCCGCAUUAUUAUGGCAUCCCACAAGGACUUCCUUUUAAUCUUUAUGGGUACUCUCCAUGCUCACCUGAUUACUCUAAUUAUGCCACGAACUACUAUAGUCUGUAUGGAGGGGCCACUGGCCAGUAUCCAGUGUAUGGUGGUGGCUUGAUGACUGGUGCAGGAACAGCAUUCUAUCCCUAUCUUCAAUUCGGAGAAGGAAUGGCCGGCCCCGUCUACUCUUCCGGCCAAGGAUACGGUGUCCAGUUUCCACACCACCUGUUUCCUUACUCAACUGGGAGCUAUCCACAGCACUAUGGUGCACCUAUGGCUCUUGCACCUACUCCACCCUUGCAAUAAGGUGUGACAUUGGCUCUUCAUGCUAGGAGACUUCAUUCCAAGCUUAUGAUAUCACAUUUCUUCAGCUGCUCUAAAGUCUUCAACCUUGGGCCUAACCAUGGUUCUUUUUUCUCCCUCUAUCUCUAUCUAACUUGAAGCCCCCCGUAGGGGUUAUAAAUCACCUCCAAAAAAUGGAGAAUCAUGCAUGUUUUUUUUCCAUUGCAUCUUGUCAACAAGGGUUCCUUAUAAGAGAACCAAAGCAUUUUUUUAUCUAAAUGCUCAACUUUAGCUAUUGGAUCAGCUAAGUUGGGGUAACUAUCUUUUUUGUACUGUCAGCCCUUGAAAAGGCCAAGUAAAAACAGACUUUUUUUUCUUACUUUUAGCCUAGGCAAGGCUAAUAAAUAGAAAAAUGGUUUGCAAAAUUUGUAAAUUUAGCAACACUAAAAAGCAAGCCACUCAUCUUUUUCAAAUGGCUAAUCACCUAUUUGUCAAUGAGGCAGUUUUAUUUUAAAAACUGGGGGCAUUCAAUGCCCCCUAGUUUCUUUUUUUGUGCAUUGACAUCUGGUUUUUAGGGUUUAAAAACUAGGAUCAUGUAGUCAUAUAUAUAUAUUAAAAUGCUUUUUUUACCAACAUCACUUCAUAUCUUAAAUGUAAUAAUAUGUGAAAAAAAUCAAAACACCAUCUUCCCUUAGGGAAAGGGAAGAUAAUGGUUUUUAAGUACAAACUUACCCUAGCUUUGUUUUCUUUUGUAAAUUCAUUAAUGGUGGCUAAAACUUUGGGAGUAUUUAGCCCCUUUCUGAUUGAACUAUGGUAAAUAGUUUCUUCUUUUGUGAUUUUAAUAUGCAUUUAGCUUUUUUCUAACAUUUCAUCAUGAAAAAGGAGCUCCAUUAAUGGAUAUGGAGCUCGCAAGCAUUUUGCAUGCAAACCCUAGGAGAUAUUUGGGUUCCUUAGGGUUCUUCUCUUCUAAUGUACCAACCAUGGUUAGGACCUUCUCUCUCUACCCUCUCUUGAACUUGGAACUUGUUAUUUUAUAUAUAUGGUUUGGAUUAUAAGUAGGGACUUAUAUAUAUAUAUUCAUUCUCCAUCCAAGGGUUGAUGACUGAGAAUGGAUGAUGCAAUACUAUAUAUUUGCAUUAAUUUCAGACUCUUUCUAUGUCACUGCUGCUAAUGUUGUACUUUGAUCACCAAACUAUAAUGUGCUAAAUUUUAUUUAUUAUUAUUA